AUGAAAACUUGUUCCCAGAGACUGCAGGCUUUGAUCCGUUAUCUUGAUAAAUAUCAGCAGCAGCAGCAGCAGAAGCAGCAGCAGCAGCAGCAGCAGCAGCAGCAGCAGCAGCAGCAGCUGCUGCUGCGGCUGCUGCUGCUGCUGCUGCUGCUGGGGUGCCAACGAACUGCCCGCAGUGCUGUUUUGCUUCAGCCGCAGAAAGAGUGUUUAAAAAGACUAACGCCGGAAGACAGAGAACUGAAGCAAAUUGACUUUGCAGUCAAAUUGGCGCAAAGAGGAAUUGGGGUUCACCACGGGGGUCUUUUGCCGCUAAUUAAAGAAAUGAUGGAGAUAUUGUUUCAACGGGGACUAAUUAGGGUUUUGUUCGCAACAGAAACCCUAGCUGUUGGUCUAAACCUCCCGGCUCGAACGGUGGUUUUCACUGACAUCAAAAAGCCCGACGGAGAACGCCUGAGGCCUCUCCACGCAGCAGAGUACACGCAGAUGGCGGGGCGGGCCGGCCGCAGGGGUUUAGACACUUGCGGCAAUGUCUACAUCUUCGCCCCAGAAGAAGUGCCCUCACCAAAGGGCGCGGGAAACACCCCCGCGUUGGUGAACAGUUUGUUGACUUCGCUGUGCAACAUUUCGCCCUUCCUUAGGGCCCUUGCUUCCAUGCCUCCGAUUGACUGUGUCUUUGGAAAACCCACAAUUAGAGAAUAUGCAGAAACUCAAAACAAAAUGAGAAAAAUAGCGCAAAAGCAUUACCUGUGA
Eimeria necatrix is the source of this 750-nucleotide messenger RNA. RefSeq lists its product as hypothetical. The coding region runs from base 1 to 750 and encodes 249 amino acids. The transcript is spliced from 8 exons. The record is from RefSeq and is a predicted model, not a curated record. Gene Ontology annotation, biological process: nuclear-transcribed mRNA catabolic process, 3'-5' exonucleolytic nonsense-mediated decay. Gene Ontology annotation, molecular function: RNA helicase activity. Gene Ontology annotation, cellular component: Ski complex. Lineage: Eukaryota; Apicomplexa; Conoidasida; Eucoccidiorida; Eimeriidae.